AUGAACGACAGUCGACGCAACACGGCAACGGAAUUCAGUUACAUACUGCAACGACAGGGAAGUGAUGUGUCUGCUGCUGAGGCUUAUGCAUUCAACGACUUCAACAAUUUAAUGAAGAACGACCAUCAGACACAUCAGCAACAGGGCCAACAGCAACAGCAACAGCAACAGCAGCAGCAACAACAACGCCCACAGCAAUCAUCGCAGCAGCAACAGCGGCAACAACAACAACAACGAGGAGGAGGAGGAGGAGCAGGUGGGGGUGGAGGAGAUGUCAUGUCCGGCGACACGUUGUCCUCAUUACCGCAAGCAUCGUUCAACUAUAUCAACUCCAUCGUUGGCAGCGGCGUUAUUGGCAUACCCUACGCUCUGCACCGCGCCGGCUUCGGUCUCGGCUUGGCUCUGCUCAUCCUGGUCGCCUACAUCACCGACUACUCGCUCAUCCUGAUGGUCAGAUGCGGUCACAUCUGCGGCAGAUUCAGUUAUCCGGGCAUCAUGGAGGCUGCCUAUGGCAAAUACGGUUACUAUUUGCUCUCGCUGCUGCAAUUCAUGUAUCCUUUUCUGGCCAUGAUAUCGUACAAUGUUGUCGUGGGCGAUACUCUAUCAAAAGUUUUGGUACGCUUCUUUCCCUCUUGGGGCGAUUCCAUGGGCGCUGUUCGACUGGGCGUUGUCUUCUUUGUGACGGUGGGCGUGGUUGUGCCCCUAUGCCUCUAUAAGAACGUCUCCCGUUUGGCUCGCGCCAGUUUCGUUAGCCUGGCGUGUGUGGUCUUCAUAUUGUUUGCCGUCAUUCUGAAGCUCAUGUCGGGCGAUUAUAAAGUCACGGAUACUGCCGACUCGUGGCGCUUUGCGAACUCGGAUCUAAUACCCGCCACAGGCAUCAUGGUGUUUGCUUUCAUGUGUCAUCACAAUACUUUUCUCGUUUAUCAAUCGAUGCGCGAGGCGACCAUGGAACGAUGGGAGAAGGUCACCCACAUCUCAAUUGGAUUUGCCUGGACUGUGGCGGCGUUAUUUGGCAUUGCGGGUUACUCAACAUUUCGGGCUCUGUCUCAAGGGGAUUUAUUGGAGAACUAUUGCUGGGAUGAUGAUUUGAUGAACUUUUCGCGUGUGCUCUUCUCGAUAUCCAUAUUGCUGACCUUUCCCAUUGAGUGCUUCGUUUCACGUGAGAUUGUGCGCGCUUUGGUGCAUCGAUUUGUGCUGAAGGAACCCAUCAGCGAGUUCACCCAGGACAAGGAUCCCAGCUUGGAGAAGGGCGCCGAAAUCGAUGAGUAUUCGAAAGCCAUUACCUUGGCAAUUGUGUUCAGCGCCUUCAUUAUAUCGCCCAUGACCGACUGCUUGGGCUCGGUAUUGGAAUUGAAUGGUCUACUGGCAGCCAUACCAUUGGCAUAUAUCCUGCCCGGCCUGGCCUAUAUACAAAUGGAGCCACAUGCGCUGUUCAGUCGGGAGAAGCUGCCCGCCUUGGGACUGGUUGUGUUUGGAGCAAUAGUUACCAUCCUGGGAGCUGCGGUGCUGCUACCUGGACUAAUGGGAGACGAUUGCCGUUCGGAUAUUGUGAUGGGAUAUUGCAAGCAGGAGUCACAGAAUGCCACCACGAGGAAUUGAGCGAAUUAUGAACAGGAACAGUAAUUGAAGCAGCAGUCGGGUCAAAAGUCAUUAGUUUAGUUAUAAGCAUUGGCAAAACAUUUGCAUUAAUGUAGCAUUGUUUGUGGGAAUCUUUAUCUUUAAGUUUAUUCUGUCUAUGUUCCAUAACAAAGUGUUAGAGUUUGGCAGAGAGGGCAACUUGAAUACCUGUACCUGAGUCUCUUGAUGUGCAAUGUAUCUGCUAGCUAGAAAUGUAUCUCAAACUGUGUAGUAGAUAAUGCAAGGCUAAUUGAAACCUGAAUCUCAGUACAAAGCGACAAGAAAGAAAGCAGCAACAAAUUGUUAUAUCAUAUGUACUUAUAAACACCACCAAAAA
Molecule: messenger RNA, 1954 nt
Organism: Drosophila innubila
Lineage: Eukaryota; Metazoa; Arthropoda; Insecta; Diptera; Drosophilidae
Product: putative sodium-coupled neutral amino acid transporter 11
Exons: 10
Coding region: 1-1599 (532 amino acids)
Biological process (GO): amino acid transmembrane transport
Molecular function (GO): amino acid transmembrane transporter activity
Source: RefSeq, a predicted model, not a curated record